AUGGUCGGCAACAUGUUCGCCAACGCUGCAAGGAUGCGUGGCAGCAAGAGCAAAAAGUCGGCCGGAGCUGCCAGUGCCGGUGCCGGUGCCGGUGGCGGCAAGGGCAAGGGCAAGGGCAAGGGCAAGGGCAAGGGCAAGGGUGGACGGGCGUCGACCGACUCGGACGAGUACGAGUAUGCCUACGAGUCGGACGAGUCGGAUGAGUACGAGGCCGAGUCGCACGAGUACGAGUCGGACGUGUACGAGGCCGAGUCGGACGACGAGCUGUCGAGCGCGGGCUCGUCCGAGGGCAAGAAGCCGGCCAGCAAGUCGGGCAAGCGCGGCCGGAAGGGCUUUGGUGCCGGCAACAAGAGCGGAAGCAAGGCCGGGAGCAAGGCCGGCUCCGGUCGCAAGCGGAGUAGCUCGGGCGGAUCGAAUCCGUGGAUCAAGUCGGGCGGCGGGAUCAGGACGCUGAACAGGGAGGGCUACUCGGACGGGUCGGACAUGACCGACUCGGAGUCGAUGGGUGUGGCCAAGAACCCGUCUUUCACCGGCCUAUAUCUCUGUGCGGUGCUGUUCCUCAACCUGAUGGGCAUUGCCGCCGUCGCCGCCGCCAUUUACUACAUGGAACCGCUGCCGUAUGUUGUCGGCCUCGGCAUCGUCCUCGUCAUCACCAUGUUUGUCAUGCUGCGGAGCAAGACCGUUCGCUCGUUUGGCACCAAGAUGACAACCACCGAGGGCGAGGCCCGUCUCGAGGCCUGCACCGCCAUGCCCGCAUACCUGGUUGUCAUCGCUGAGGCCUACCACUACGUCACCGUCCAGGUCAAGACCUCGAAGGGGACCAAGACCAAGCGCAAGAAGGUGACGACGUGGCGCGGUCGUGAGGAGAUCAUUCCCGACGACGUCAUCGACUGCAGCCAGCAAGUCUCGCUCCAGCGCUACGUCCGCGCCGCCGUCGAGAUCGAGUUCAACUACGCCAUGGCCAACUCCAAGUCGGACGAGCUGUGGGAGGAGUGGCUCGGCGAUUACAUCGACACCCACGACAACGACGACCACUUCAACAUCUCCGUCACCCUCACUGUGCCCGGCAUCGGCUCCUCGGUUAGGCACCGCAAGCACAAUUUGAUGCUCGUCCCGUGCGACUUUGUCGUCUCCUCUUCGGGCUCCUCCUGCUGCCUCUCCUAUCCGUGGGCCAUCAUCUCCACCCUCCUCCUCUUCUCUUUCCCCUACCUCGCCUGGGUCGAGCGGAGCACGCCGCGCGAGACCUUCUUCCUCCGCAAAAAGCUCAAGUUUGUCGACAACGUCAUCAUCGCCCGCGGCCGCGACGUGCGGGACGUCAACGCCGAGGCUGUCGAGCACAUCAACGAGACCCUUGUCGACCUUGCCCACGCCUCCACCGUAGCCGGCCCGGACGACGAGGACACCGACUCGGAUGCCGACUACGACGACUACGGCGAGGUUAUCGUCUGAGCUCAGCCGUACACCGCGCACACUCAUCCGCGUGACAAACACACACCCCAGUCUU
Molecule: messenger RNA, 1504 nt
Organism: Thecamonas trahens ATCC 50062
Lineage: Eukaryota; Apusomonadida; Apusomonadidae
Exons: 2
Coding region: 1-1449 (482 amino acids)
Source: RefSeq, a predicted model, not a curated record